AUGACUCAGAGGUGUUUUGAGAAGUUGUGUGGCAUGCUUAUAACAUUUGGUGGUUUAAAAGCAAGUAGAAAUAUGGAUAUAGAAGAACAAGUUACUAUUUUUCUUCAUAUGAUAGCUCAUAAUAUUAAGAACCGAGUCAUGAUAAGCAACUUUCAUCGUUCGGGAGAAACAAUUAGUAGAACUUUUUCCCGAGUUUGCAAUGCGGUUAUCAGAUUGCAUUCACGUUUGCUAAAGAAACCCGAACCCGUUCCUGAGAACUCCACCGACCAUAGAUGGAAAUGGUUCAAGAAUUGUUUAGGAGCUUUAGACAGAACAUACAUACAAUGUUUAGUACCAAUCGAGGAGAGGCCUAGGUAUAGAACAAGAAAGGGAGAUAUCGCCACAAUUGUGUUAGGCAUGUGUUCACAAGAUAUGCAAUUCAUAUUUGUCUUACCGGGUUGGGAAGGGUCUGCAGCUGAUGGUAGAGUCUUACGGGAUGCUCUUGAUCGUCCUAAUGGAUUAAGAGUUGCUAGACCCGGUUACUAUUUGGUAGAUGCUGGAUAUACAAAUGGAGAGGGUUUUUUAGCCCCUUAUAGAGGACAAAGAUAUCAUUUAAAUGAUUGGAGUGAUGGACACCAACCGACUACACCAAAAGAAUUCUAUAACAUGAGACAUUCAUCCGCAAGAAAUGUAAUAGAAAGAUGUUUCGGGCUUUUGAAAGGAGGGUGGAAAAUUUUAAAGGACAACUCAUUUUAUCCUAUCGAUACGAAGAUUAGGAUCAUAAUGGCAUGUUGUCUCCUCCAUAAUUUUAUAAGACAAGAAUUAGAAGAUGACCCGCAAGAAAUGGAAGAUGUUGUAGAUGAGGGAACCGGAGAUGGAGCUGGAAAUGGAGAUGGAUAUGGAGAAGAGGAUAAUAUAAGUUCUGUUGGAACUUCAAACGAGUGGACUACAUUUAGAAAUAACUUGGCAAAUACUAUGUUUGAGUCUUGGAAUGCUAGUCGUAUUUGA
Erigeron canadensis is the source of this 987-nucleotide messenger RNA. RefSeq names its product protein ALP1-like. Bases 1 to 987 code for a protein of 328 amino acids. The record is from RefSeq and is a predicted model, not a curated record. Lineage: Eukaryota; Viridiplantae; Streptophyta; Magnoliopsida; Asterales; Asteraceae. The transcript is spliced from 2 exons.